Messenger RNA from Fusarium pseudograminearum CS3096, 1608 nucleotides. RefSeq lists its product as uncharacterized. The record is from RefSeq and is a predicted model, not a curated record. The transcript has 3 exons. NCBI's taxonomy places the organism in Eukaryota, Fungi, Ascomycota, Sordariomycetes, Hypocreales, Nectriaceae. Bases 1 to 1608 code for a protein of 535 amino acids.
AUGGUACUGCAAACUAUCAGGCGAUUAGUCCUUGGCCAAACACGGUCGACUACAAACUAUCCAAUAGAUCCCACCGAUACAGUGCUGCCAGUAUUUUACUUCGAUGAUACUCCGCUCCUUCGUAACUAUGUACAGUGCUCUACGCUCAGGUUCAAUGACGUGUUGGAUGCAGCAAUGCUUAGGGAGUCUUUGUCUCGAGUGAUCGCCCUUCCAGGAUGGAAGAAGCUUGGUGGACGUGUCCGAAUGAAUAGCAAAGACAAACUCGAAAUUCAUGUACCGGAAACUUUUUCUUCGCAACGGCCUGCUUUUGGGUUCCACCAUACCACCUUCGAUAUCAGUAUAGAUGAACAUCCUCUGGCAUCCAGGCUCCCUAAGCCAGCUCCAGACAACCCGUCUAUCCAGGAGCAGAACCCUGAAUUCAGUACUUUAGGAGUUCCACCAGAUACUCCACUGUGUCUGGACGACUAUCUCAAGUCUGACCAUCCACAAUUAACACUUCACAUUGUAUCCUUCACAGACGCAACUCUGGUGUCCAUCUGUUGGCCUCACAUUGCUGUCGAUGGAAUGAGUCUAGCUCAUCUUGGCCAUGCAUGGAGUCUUUCGCUUGCCGGGCGCGUGUCUGAAAUCCCGCCCAUGAUGUCAGCGAACGAUGACCCCAUGGCCAACGCAGGACGUGACUCUACCUUCACAGGACCGCAUCCCCUGGGAAAACAACAAAUCACCGGUUGGCAGAUGUACAUUUUUGCGUUUUACUACAUCUUAGGUCUACUGCGGUGGCGGACCAUCGAAAGCAAAGUACUGUUCUUACCAAAGACGGUUGUCAAAGAGAUACGCAGUCAGGCUUUGUCAUCCCUCAGCAAAGAACAUACAGCUCCUUUCGUCAGUGAAUCAGACGCAAUAGUCGCCUGGCUGACAAUCGCUGUGACAUCGGCUCUCCUCCCAAAAGGUUCGAACCGCUCUGUUACCAUUGGCAAUGCGUAUGAUCUCCGAGGUCGCGCUCCAUCGCUGUUCCCAGUCUCAGGUGACAAAGGAGCAUACAUCCAAAACGCUGUAUUCCCAUGUUGGGCAAUAGUACCAGCAAAAAUGAUUCAUGGUCGGGACGAAGAUACACUAGGGUCGAUUGCUUUGGCAGUUCGUAGAAGUAUCCAAGAGCAGACAACUGAAGAUUCGAUUCACGCUCAAGCUCGUCUCACGCGGGAUUCAUUGGAGGUUUCCGGAAUACCGCCUCUGUUUGGAGACGUCGACCAGUUUACCAUCCAUUUUGCUAGUGUCAGAGCAGAAUUGGCAGCAUCACUGGAUUUUUGUCCAGCCAUCAAGACCGCAUUCCAGUCAAGUGAGCAUCAGGAUUCUACCAGGAGUGUUUGGAACAUUCAGGGAUCGGCGCUGGCCAAGAGUGGGAUCAACCGGGGGGACCGCCAGCCACUCGCAUCACUGUCGGGGAAGGUUUUGCUUCAUACCGAUUCCCCGAAGUUGUACCUUUUUGGGGCAAUUGCGCCGAGCUGCAGUCGAGCAUUGAUGCAGUCUGAGGGUGAUGUGUCGGCAAGGACCGCAGGCCAGAUUGAUCUCAACAUCUCCAGGCGAAUGGCUGUCACAACCAUUGAGGAUUGA